AUGUCGCUGCAGCCCUCUUCCACUUCUUUCCCUGCAGUGACGGGCGUCGAGUCUCUCGAUCCGUCACCUCCACACCCAUACGCUGCCCAUUCCGUCACACCCUCUUCGUCGUCUCCGUUUCCUUCGUCUCUUCCUACUGCUCUCUCUUCUUCGUUUCCCGCGCCCGAUGAACCAGACGGCGACGUGAAUGCUUCUUCAGACGACCAUUCUUCUCUCUCGAACUUCAGCAGUGACGGUGGAAACGACAGCGACGACGACGUCCGGGCCGCCCCCGCGAGUCCAAACCACGGCGACCCUGAGGGUCCGACCAAACGCGCGAAAGUUGCGGGAGACGCGACAGCCGAGGGCAAAGCUCAUCGAAAGCCUCGCGACAAAUCCGCGACCGCCAGUGACCGCCACCGCCGAAAGAUUGCGAAACUGUACUUUAAAACUCUGCACUGCCUGACAAAGUUGACGCUGCUCUUGGAGGACGGGACCGUUAUUCUCCCCCCGGGAAAGGCCGACAACAAAGGGAGUCGCCGCCUCUCGAAACUUCUGCUCCGCUACGACCGCAUGCUGAUGAAACUCGAGGCGUACAUGUCUUCAAGCUCGCAGCUCGCCAACGCGUCUGUCCCCGUCGGACUUCUCCAGGCCUUGGACAAGAAUGUGGAUCCCGUAGACUGGCUAAAACGCUGCGUUCUGGACGUCCACAGGGAGAAAAACGACCAGCUGCGUGGCGUGUACGACGCCUUCGGGGCUUAUGAGGCCACUCUGCAUGACGCCAUACGCUACAACGCAUGCGACCGCCUUCUUCCUCGUUUUCCUCGUUUUUCUACUCCGGCCUCGGCUCCUUCUUCUGGCCCUCCUUCAUCGUCUGCAAGUGCUGAGUUUCCUCCUUCCAGUCCUUCCCCCUUUCCUUCCUCUCAUCCGUCUUCCUUGCGUUCCUCUUCUGCUGUUACGCUUCCUUCCCCGUCGCCACAGCCCACGUCUGAAACGAUCAAUGCAGCAAGUCAUGCGAGCUGA
Toxoplasma gondii ME49 is the source of this 1002-nucleotide messenger RNA. RefSeq names its product mediator complex subunit MED10 (gene MED10). Gene Ontology annotation, cellular component: mediator complex. The transcript has 5 exons. NCBI's taxonomy places the organism in Eukaryota, Apicomplexa, Conoidasida, Eucoccidiorida, Sarcocystidae. The coding region runs from base 1 to 1002 and encodes 333 amino acids. Gene Ontology annotation, biological process: regulation of transcription by RNA polymerase II. The record is from RefSeq and is a predicted model, not a curated record. Gene Ontology annotation, molecular function: transcription coregulator activity.